AUGAAAAUACCUCCUGGUUUGACUGUUUCUCCCUCUUCAUCUACUUCUCCUCCUUUGGUUUGUAAACUACUCAAAUCCCUCUAUGGUUUGAGACAGGCUUCCAGGCAAUGGUAUGCAAAGUUGUCUCAGGCUCUUUGCUCUAGAGGAUAUUCUCAUUCUUUGAAUGACUACUCUCUAUUCACUAGGAGUUCUGGUUCUUCUUUGGUGAUUUUAGCUGUGUAUGUGGAUGACAUAAUUCUGACUGGUACUGAUCUAUCUGAGAUUUCAUCCUUAAAAGGCUUUCUACAUGAGCAGUUCAGGAUUAAGGACCUUGGUUCCCUUAACUAUUUUCUGGGUAUUGAAGUGCUUUAUUGUGAUUCUGGUGUUCUUCUUCAUCAAAAGAAAUUCACUCAUGAUUUGUUAGAGUCCUUUGACUCUUCUGCCUCUUCAGCUGUGGUCUGUCCACUUACUAUCAAUGAGAAGUUGAAGGCUUCUGUUGGUGAUCUUCUGCCCAAGCCUGAGGAAUAUAGGUGUUUAGUGGGCAAGUUGAAUUUUUUAACCCACACUCGCCCUGAUAUCAGUUUUGCUGUCCAGCACCUUAGCCAGUUCCUGCAAUCUCCUCGUAUUCCCCAUAUGCAGGCUGCCUUACAUCUCUUGCGCUAUUUGAAAGGGACUUCUGAUUUUAGCCUGUUUUUCAGUCAUUCCCCUGAUCUUGGCUUAAGAGUCUACUGUAAUAGUGACUGGGCUUCUUGUGCUGAUAGUAGACGGUCCGUUACUGGUUUUUGUGUAUUUCUUGGUGACUGUUUGGCUGCAUUGCACAUUGCUCGCAACCCUGUUUUCCAUGAGCGGACCAAACAUAUAGGGCUGGACUGUCAUUUUAUCAGAGGAAAAAUUGGUGAUGGCUUGAUCAGUUUGGCUCAUGUUUCUACUGCUGCUCAAGUUGCUGAUAUCCUUACCAAGGCACUCCCUGGGCCUGCUCAUCAUCUCCAUCUUCGCAAGUUGGGGGUUCUUUCACCCUCCAACUUGAGGGGGGCUGUUAGAAUAAUAGAAGAAAAAGGCUGA
Nicotiana attenuata is the source of this 1041-nucleotide messenger RNA. RefSeq lists its product as uncharacterized. Bases 1 to 1041 code for a protein of 346 amino acids. Lineage: Eukaryota; Viridiplantae; Streptophyta; Magnoliopsida; Solanales; Solanaceae. The transcript has 2 exons. The record is from RefSeq and is a predicted model, not a curated record.